CCAAAUAGGACCGCCUCUCAUGCACCUCUAUGUGUGACUGUGCCUGUUAGUUGAGUUGUUAACCUGAGCUAAUUAAGCAUUGCUCAAGUCCAACUUUCAUUGCUUGACAGAAGUUUCCUUUAAGUGUGAAAAUCUCAAAUCAAAAUUUAAAUUUUGAUUUGAUCUCGAGAAGCCCUUUACAAUUUCAUCAAAACCCCCAAACCCUCCUUACAAGGUGACCAGGCAUACAGCAAUUUGGGAUCAAGGAAAGAGUUUCAAUGAUGGUACAGCUUCCCCGGAGCCUGCUUCUAUGUUUCAUAGCUUUGGUGGGAAUCGGAUCAUUGGCAUUAUUUGUAGUGGUACUGCAGAUUCAAAUGCCAUGGGAAAAAGCUACAGGGUUCCACAUAAGACACUACAGGUUGUAUUACAAUGAAAACAACAUCCACAACAGUUUCAACUAUCAACUGUCAUCCAAAAAUGAACAGAUCACUACUGAAGAUCAACCGUCUUCUGAAAAUGAACUGAAGAUUUUUGAAAAACUAAAGAAGAAUUUGCUCAACAAACUAUCUUCUGACAAUACAACAGAUUUUACUGAAGAUCCAGAAUGGGAUUCAUUUAAACCAUCAGAUCUUCCAGAUCCCUCAACCUCAUACACAGAACCUCCCAUUACAAAUCUAAACACAAACCCUUCCAGGACAGUGUCAGAAAAUGGGAUAGGAAAAGUCAUUACCGUAAAAGCCACUCUAGCAGACUUUUUUGGUGACCAGUAUGCUGUGGAUGAUGUUCCUUCACAAACAGACUGUCCAAACAAUAUCAGAAAGCGUGUACCUCAUACCAACUUCUCUGAGACGUUUCUACAAACAAUUCCAGUCCUGCAGUGGGCAAAGCAUUUUACUCCAGAAGAAUACCAGCGAUUGAGACGUUAUAAUGGAACUCAUGGCUGGGGACGUGUUUCUGUCGAUGUGUUGAAUAGCUCACUGGGGAUUUUAAACACAUCCGCAAAUCGGUUAAUGUUUGACGACUGGGAGCAAAGGAAAAACAGAUCGCCGUGCAUCCGAUGUGCUGUGGUGGGAAAUGGAGGAAUACUGAAUGGAUCAAAAAAAGGCAAAGAGAUUGAUGAGCAUGAUUAUGUGUUCAGGGUGAAUGGUGCGAUUUUAAAGGGGUUUGAGGAGGAUGUGGGAACUCGAACAUCUUUUUAUACAUUCUCAACAAACACCAUGCGAAACUCCAUGCGUAGUUAUGCUCGCUUUGGCUACAGGGGACCACCAGUAACUGAGGAGACCAGAUACAUUUUUUUGCCAGAUCACGACCGAGACUACAUUCUUAUGAGAGCGGCCGCCACACAUACGGUCAUUGAAAAAGGCCCUGAGCGCGGCAAAACACCACCUAAAUACUUUGGUGAAAAUGUGACGGUAAAAAACUUUAAAAUGUACCACCCGGAUUUUGUCCGUUAUCUUAGAAACAGGUUCUUGCAUUCACGCCUUUUGAGAACAGGUGCCAGAAGAUAUUACAGACCAUCCACAGGAGCGGUGAUGCUUCUGGCUGCUCUUCAUACGUGUGAUCAGGUUGAUGCUUACGGGUUCAUGACUCCAAACUGGACUUCAUUCUCAGACCACUACUAUGACAAAAUAAAAGGACGUGUGCGUUUUUUUGCCAAUCAUGACAUGCGUAUGGAGAUGAGGGUGUGGAAGCAGUUGCAUGAGGCCGGACUGAUAAAUCUCUUCAUGCGUAACUGAGAACGCUCUUCACAGGGUGCUUAUUUAAACUAAAAAGGGUGGCAUUUGGCCACAGGAUAAACCUGUUCUUCCUUUUAAACCUUUAUUUGGGAUUUAUUUGCUUUAAAAGGUGAAGAUUAGACAUUGUUUAGUUGGGCACUGCAAACAGAAACUUUGUUGCUGACCUUCUGAAUAAUGGUUCAGAUCAAAAGGCUGACUAGUGCAUCAUAGGGCGAGGAGAUAAUAACAAGGGUAGAUAUUGGAAUAACUAACCCACUCAAACAUCUGCUUGUCCACAAAUGUUCAUUGCAGAUGUAGGUGGGGCAGAAUGGGGUCUAUCUGAUCUACAUAACUGUAAUGCGUUUAUGUGCCUUAUCUCAAUAAAUUAUUUAUGUGAAAGAAACAGAAUCAACCAAAGAGGUUUUUUUAAAUGUUUUUUAUAAGAUUACCAUUUUUUUAUUGUGGUAUAUGAAUGUAAACAUUUGUAGAGUUUCGUUGCAAAACGAUAUAACUCCGUUUUUUUAAUUUUUCAGAAAUCUCGUUUUUUGGUUGUGCAUUCAAUUAAUAAUCAAUUCAACUGCAGUUGGUUUGUUUGAUUUAAACCUUCAUAACUUAAAAAAUACAGCUAAGUAGCACCAUAAAACAAAAUAAUAACAUGAUAACUAAUAAACAUGUUUUGAUAAAAAUGUUAAAAACAGAGUUAUCUCGUUUUGCAUGAAACUCUUCAUUUGUAUAUUGGCUGUCCAUAAUGUCCUUGUUGUGUCGCAGGGAGAUCUACAUGUGGGGUUUUCUGUUUUAACGAGGACUUUUAAAGCUUUAAAGUGCAAUAGCUUAUAUUCAGUACACAAGCUGUUUGAAGAGAAAUGUGAAUUGUUUUGAUCUUUUCUGCUCGGUUCACUGUAAAAAAAUUGCCAUCCUAAAUUGUUUAUUAUAAUUAAAUUUGCUUUAUUACUGUAAAAUUUUUUUAAGUAUUUUCAGCUUCAAUUGUUUUAUUUUGUCUAGUAAAGAAUAAAUAUAACUUUAUAAGAAUUAAUAUAACUGUAUUUAUUUAAAAUUAUAAAAACUUAUGUUUCAUAAGUUAAAACAACGUAUAAAAAUAUGUAAAUAUAACAUAAAAUCACAAAAGUUUUUUUUAACUAUUUUGUUUUUACUUUAAUUCUUUAAAUAGGUUAAAACAUUUCACAGCAACUGGUCAACUUUAAAACAGUAAGUUGUAAUGCCUUUAAAAUCCCAGUUUGAUUGUACUUAAAAAUGCCAGACAACAAAAUAGUUUUUAUACAGUGUGUCAUACUAUCUUUUGACUGUUACUGACUUCAACACUUUUACACAAUCAUUUUUAUACCUAAUCAUUAAUACUUCUGGUUGCUUUUAACAGAUCUAACUUUUUUGACUUUUAUAUGAAGAAGUAAAUCAUUUUUGGUAACACAUACAAAAUCACAAAUGAUCAGACAAUAAAAGACGAUACUGAACAUGACAGUGCGGUGUAUUUAAAGCUGUAUUUAAAA
Molecule: messenger RNA, 3199 nt
Organism: Paramisgurnus dabryanus
Lineage: Eukaryota; Metazoa; Chordata; Actinopteri; Cypriniformes; Cobitidae
Product: alpha-N-acetylgalactosaminide alpha-2,6-sialyltransferase 2-like
Molecular function (GO): sialyltransferase activity
Source: RefSeq, a predicted model, not a curated record